GCUCGGCACGCUGGCAUUCACGUGGGCCACCGUCGUGCUGCUCGGCGGCUACCCGACGGUGCUCCGGGACGAAUGCGUCCGCAACGCGUAUAUCGGCGUCAUCGGAGAUUUCUGGGCCGCCACCAUCGUCUUCUUCCUCGAAGCCACGAGGAUGUGCAGCAGCCGCAGCAACAGACUGGAUUACCAUUUGUUCUUCAGUACGAGAGGUGCAUUCAAGCCUCUUGCAUGGAAUGAACUGGUUGUGAUAGUUUGCUUCUCUGAUGUCUUCAUGUACCUGUUGAUCUCAACUAGGCACCGGCAAGCAACAGACAUUUCUCUUAUACCUGUGGUCAUAUUGGCGACUUGCCAAUUUCUAUGCCCAAGAUUGCACGUACGCAAUCCGCUGCGCCGUGCUGUAUCGCUAUGGAGUCCUAUGGUUGCAAUUCUAUUUCUCGGCCCCUCUGUGCCAUAUGCCUGUGAAAGCUGUAGUCAAGUUUUUGAUUAUAGCCCAUUCACCAUCAGAAACUCAGUUCAGAAAUGGAUAGUGUACCUGGUGUUGUGUGUGAUUGUGUUCCUACUGACAAUCAGCAGGCUGCGGCUCCCAUGUAUCAUCAAGCUGGCAGAUUCGGCAAUUGGCAGGAAAUUGGCAUUUUGGCACAAAACUAUCAUGAACUUGUGUAUGUUUGCUGCGGCAACGAUGUUGGUGUUCACUUCUGGCUGUCUCAGAAUUGUGAUGAUCAUAUUCCAAGCAUAUGCUUUAGUGAUAGUGUCGUUUGGUAACCUCCAGAUUCCAGCAUCUCUACUGCGUGUUGGGGUUGCAGCAGAUCGUCUUUCUGGACUAAGAAGCUUCAGCCAUAUUGCCCAUCCUCAUAGGAACCCCGACACCACAACAAAUCUUGUACCAUCUCUUAUCAUCUUCUACGUGAUGGUGCUUGGACAAGGGAUGCUCUACAUUGUGGCAUGCAUUCUCCAGGUCUUCUCCUUCAUCCUUCGAAGAUCUCUCAUCCGUGGUGCUGGACUAAGAGGUGAGCGGGGAAUGGAACAUGUCGAUUUGUACUAUUCAUAUGCCUUCGAGAAACACAUGGAAGGGGAUAUACUUUCUGCAAAAAAUAUGAGCAUCGUCACAUUUGCAAUAGAAUCUUUGAAAUCGGAUAGACCCAAGACGCAGCUCCAAGGGGUUCAGAUGCUCGAUAGUUUUCUGAAAAAGGAGCCCUUCAGGACUAUGACCAUCUCGAAACUCACCAGUUCCAGCAAGACAGUUACCUCAUUACUCAACAUGGUAGGCUGGACAGGUGAAGGAUACAGAGAUAUCAGAACAUUUGCUGCAAAGGUCCUCGCCGAGCUUGCUGUGAAGCUCCGAGUUGCCCCUAUCCCUGGGGCAAUGCAGUGUAUAGCCUCACUUCUGCACACUGUUGACCAACUGAAAGUAAAUGAUCAUCUUCUGGACAUUGAUAGCCAAGAGCCGAAACAAGACGCCCCAAUUCAGCCAGCUUACAGGAGAGAGCAUAACUAUCCUCCACUUAAGUUCUGGAAACGGAUGGUAAUAUACUGCUUGAUUCCCGUGGAGGAGCCAUCUAAAUUAAUAGAUGAGCAAGACUCCUCUAUUUUAAACUUUUGGAAGUAUAUUACAAAAUGGUGUUCUGUCCCAGAGGAGAAGCAACCGAAGGACCAUGAUUUCCUCCCUGUACUGGGCAUGUUAAUUCUUGAAAGGCUUGGCUUUGAUACUGAAAAUUGCAUGGAAAUCAGCAGAGCAGGCCUUAUCUCAGUGAUUGCAGAAUUUACAAGCAGCAGAACAGACCUUUUAAAUAUUAAUGAGGCAGAUCAUAUGCUGCUGAAAGGCUCAUCUUUGAAGGUGCUGAGAAGACUUGCGAGCACUAAAUGGAGGCUUGGUGUAAAGUUGCGACAUGAGAUUUCAGAGCACCCUUUCCUUCUGGGCAACCUUGCAGAGAUCUUCGACGACCAUGAGAGCAACAAAGAACUUAGGGAGUUGGCAGCAGAGAUCCUUAGAAACCUUGCCAUGGAUGGAAACACAAGGGAGGAGAUUGGCCACUUCCAAGAUAUCAUUAGUGGGCUGGUGCAUGCAUUUCUUAGCCGAGAUGCACCCUCACUUACAGAUUCAGACAAGUCCCUGCAAAUUAUCGCCGGUCAAGCACUAGCAAUGUUAACAAUGGAGAGUCCCAGUAACUGUUUGGCUAUCUCAACAGAACCAGGGUAUGCGUUCAUCAAGGAACUCACAACUAUGAUCCAUGUUGACAGGUACAGGUACACAGCAGCAAGCCUGUUGCGGAAUAUGUGUGCGCAUGCUCGAUCCAUGCUCAGCAAAGCAGACCUCAAGGAACUCUCACACAUCUUGCCAGAGGUGUUGGAGGGAAUUAUGGAUGCGGAAGGGGCAAAACUGGAGGUCCUUGCUGGCCUUGGUUCACAAAUAUGCAAUGUCAUUCCUAAAGAGUUUGCUCAAGAACUGGAGUGUGGCCAAACUAAGGAGAGAUUUAUAAAGGGGCUCAUCAGUUCUCUUAAUGCAAACAUGAAGCCUGCUGCUAACUGCCCCGGAGUCAGGAGGGCAAUAGUUGAAUUAGCUGUAUCCAUGAUGGAGUGCAAUCCUAGCUACACAAUUUGUUUUGACGAAUGCCGGAUGAUGGAAGCACUCCUACUGGUAGAGCAGAGACCCUCAAGGGCUGAAAACUACAGGUAUUUCUCGGAUGAUGUAGGACUGAUGGAGCAUAGCAUACCACUCUCUGCUCUUGUGGCCAGAGCAAAAGAAAUGAUGGGUGGCAACAACCUAUACUGGGGUCCGUAAACCUCAUUUCUAAAGUGAGUUGUUGUGCAUAGCAAUCCAGGAAGAAGAUCCCCACGAAUCAGACAUAUAGUAAAUGCAGGUUGGAUAUGGCGGGGUCAAAAUAGAAGUAUUGGCAUACAACUGCUUUCAGCAUGAGAAAAACAGUAGCGAGUAUGUAUAAGAACCCUUUAUAAUGAACGAGAUUUCUAUUUGCAGUGAUAUUGAAGGUUAUUGUAACUGCACUUAUUAAUCCUAUACAAUCACCAAUGUGUACUAUGGUACUGCUGAUUGCUUAUAUACAUAUUCAGUGCCAUAAGCAAGAACUUGGGAUUCAAAAUAAAGUUGAAUUCCCUUAAGUUGUUCAUAUUUCAGUACUCCCUCUCCGAUCCAUACCAAUUGUCGCAGCUUUAGUACAACUUUGUACCAAAUCUGCGACAAUUAAUAUGUAUCGGAGAGGGUAUGAUUCUCAGUUGAGUGGUUUUCUCAUACUUCGGUAGCGAGAACAUGCAUUAUUGAAUACCUAACAUUUUGAAGAAAAAAAUGCAUCAUCACUGGACUGGAGCAAAGUUAUAUUGGGGGUCUGUGUGAGCGCGCC
Molecule: messenger RNA, 3350 nt
Organism: Hordeum vulgare subsp. vulgare (domesticated barley)
Lineage: Eukaryota; Viridiplantae; Streptophyta; Magnoliopsida; Poales; Poaceae
Exons: 3
Coding region: 152-2776 (874 amino acids)
Source: RefSeq, a predicted model, not a curated record